CCUGCCUUUCCAAACGCCUGCCGAGCACCGGUUGCCGGUGCCGUUGCUCGGCACUAUUGCCACGCCGGCCCUUCUGUUCAGCCUACCAGGGAGAGACCCUUGCUCUGGGUGUACUCUCCCCGCCUCCUAGUUGUUGCCUGCCAACUGACCUUGUGAGGGGUUUCUUCGUUGCUUCAUUGUCCUCUUCUACGUCUUCCUCUUCGAAAGAGAUCAGAGAGAGAAAGAGAAACAAACAAAGAUGGGAUCCUUGACAGACACCACGUGCUUUGGCAAUAAAACGAUCGUGAGUGGUGGGCUGUGGUUGGGCAAAAAUCCCCUCCAGUUCACCUUCCCUCUCCUGUGCUUGCAGGUGUUGGUUGUGACUCUCUCCCAUCGUGCUCUCCAUUUCCUCUUCAAGCCUCUCAAGAUCACCAAAGUUUCCACAGACGUCUUGGCAAGCCUGCUGCUGGGUCCUUCAGCUCUUGGCCGUUGGGCGCCGAGCGUGACGAGAGCGCUGUUCCCCGAAAGCAGCAAGGUGGUACUGACGAUGCUGGGUCAGCUGGGCCUCAUGUACUGGUUCUUUCUCAUGGGGUUACAGAUGAACUUGGGCUCCCAACUCAAGCGGAUCGAGAAGAAGUCCAUGGCGGUGGCAGUGGCGAGUCUGUUCUCCCCCUUCCUCGUUGCCCAUCUCUGCGUCGUCACCGCCGACUCUCUGGUCCCCGAAAUCAUGAGAAUCAAUGUCACGAUCUUCUACGUCGCCGUCUACUUAGCUUUGCCGGCAAUUUCUGUGUUGGCGCACACCGUCAUCGAGCACAAGCUCCUCGAGACGCCCUUCGGCAAGCUCGCCCUCUCCUCCGCCAUCAGCAUGCAGUUGUUGCUCAUCCCCAUCUUCCACGUCGUCCUUUCAUUCAAGCCGACGCCCGGGCAGCCAUGGGCUCCCCUUUGGAGACUCACCUAUAGUAUUGUUUUCAUUGCUGUUGUUUUUGCUUUGUCGCGGACUGUACUUGUUCGAAUAAAAAACAAAGUCAACGAGCCGUUUAAUUCCUUCAUCCUGGUGGCGGUGGCGGUUGCUGGCGGCGUCACGGAGGCCAUCGGCACGCACCUAACAACAGGUGCUCUCAUCUUCGGCUUAUUCAUGCCAAAUGGCCUGCUUGCAGCGGCACUCGUCAAGAAGAUGGAAGAUGUGGUCGCACUGCUUGUGCCUCUAAUAUUUACCAUGAUUGGGCAGCAGAUCGACUUGGCGAAGAUGUUCACGGGGCCGCGUGGUUGGACUCUGGUGGUCGUCCUCUUGGCGACCUUUUUGGGGAAGUGCAUGGUUGUGGCGCUGGUUGCCACCCUCUUCGACUACUCAUUUGUCGAUGGCUUCUUGGCCGGCGUCCUGCUAACCACCAAGGGCAUGAUUGAUGCUGUAUUGCUUGGCUGGACAGCAGGUGUCAAGGAACAUCAGUUGGCUGAGCAAAGCUUUGUGAUUUUGAUCUUCAGCGUCAUCGUAACCAACUUGGUGGUCACCCUCUUGAUCAGGUUAUUAUACAGGCGUCCUGCCUCAACAGAAUCAGAUAUGAGCUGCCGCACUCUGCAGCACAUGAGAUGGGACACCCCAUUCCGAGUCCUUGCUUGCUUCCAUGGCCAUCACAUGGUGACGACCCUCAUCAGCCUCCUCAAGGCCACUCAGGCCACCUCAAAAUCCCCCAUCAAGCUCUCUGCUCUCCGCCUUGUCCACGCCACCGCCGGUUGUACGACUGUGGUCAGAGAUGUUAACAAUACACUCAACAGCAGCCAAGAUGACCACAAUAAUCCGAUCACCAUCGCCUUCAGCAGCCAGAAAUCGAUGCAGAACAUCUUAGUUGAGCACUUCACGAGGACGUCGACGUACUCCACAAUGGACCAGGACAUUACCAAGCUUGCCGUGGACACCGACUCUGCCUUCAUAAUCCUUCCUUUCCAACGACAUCUCUCUGAAACUGCAGAAUCAAACGGCAAUUACUUCAGGAGCGUCGUCCAGAAAGUUCUCACAAACGCGCCGUGUUCAGUAGGAAUCCUUGUUCACCGAGGCCUAAUGCGAACCUCUACCCACGCGUUCAGGCGCGUCGCCGUCCUGUUUUUCGGCGGCCCUGAUGACAGAGAGGCACUGGCUUUUGCAGCGAGGAUGGCGAAGCAAGAAGGCACCAACAUCAGCAUCGUCCGCUUCCUGCCUGCUUCCCACAGCUCGACGAAUUCACACAAGAUGGGAGCAGAAUGGACAGCCAUUCACAGCAUGCGGACAGUUUCAGAUGAUAUUGACAGAGAGAAGGUGGUUGAUGACUACUGCAUCAGCCAAUUCCAAAUGCAGAUGGCCGGGAAGAAGUCAGUAUCCUAUACGGAGAAAUUUGUCUCCUGCGGGGCAGAAACAGUGGCAUUUAUACAGUCCAUGAACCAUGGUCGUGAGGUCUUCAUAGUGGGGAGGUGCCAGCCGACGAUCAAUUCGGCGAUGAUCUCAGGGAUGGAGGAAUGGAACGAGUUUCCGGAGCUGGGUCUAAUGGGGGAUUUCUUGGUGUCGCCGGAUUUUUCGGCAGUAUCUGUGUUGGUGGUGCAACAGCACGUAUGGCAGAAGGAUGUGAGUGACAACGUUUUCGUCUCACUGGAGGGAGGAAAGCAUCCUAACGUUACCGGCAUGUGGGAUUCGUCAAAAUCUAACAUGACUCUCAGGCAAACUGUAGGUCAAAGGGAUCCUGCUUGGCAGUGGAACCUAAAUGUUGCUUUUUGACAGAAGUUGGUAGCCUUCUAGGGACGCAGAGGUAGACUCUGCUCUCUCCACUCUCCUUUGUAGGCAUAGAUGCACCUAGCUUUCUUGUAGCGUUCUAACAAGAGGAUAUGUCGUUUCUAGAGUUUUAUAUAGAUAAAGCCAACUACCUAGUGCCCAUGUAGCACUGUGGUUGUAAAUUUAAUAGCCUUUUCAUUGUGAAUCAGAAAAUCCAUUUGAGGGUAUCUGAUUACUUGCAACUCUAGAUUCAUUAGGGUCUAUUUCCGGUAUAAGUAGUAACUAGCGAGAGGGGAUGAUUGGGAUUGUUUGAGCAACUCCCCUAAUAGUUGACUUCUUGCCUUUCUUAGGUGGCCUCUGUCCUCCUAUAUCAGCCAAAUUGGAACCGUUUGUGACUGUUUCAUAAGUUGGGGCAUAUUCAUAGAACAUUUUGUAAAAUGUUUCAUGAAUUUACCUCAAUAUUUAGGUUACAUUCAUGGAACAGUUACAUAGAUCUCAUAUCGUGUGAAUGUGAAAAAAUAACUAGGUGCGCAGCUCACAAUUCUAAUAAGCUCCUUUUGCUACCAACGCUUGCCCUAGGUGUGAAUUAUAUCAGAAU
Molecule: messenger RNA, 3314 nt
Organism: Nymphaea colorata (pocket water lily)
Lineage: Eukaryota; Viridiplantae; Streptophyta; Magnoliopsida; Nymphaeales; Nymphaeaceae
Product: cation/H(+) antiporter 15-like
Exons: 4
Coding region: 239-2722 (827 amino acids)
Biological process (GO): regulation of pH; proton transmembrane transport
Cellular component (GO): membrane; endomembrane system
Molecular function (GO): antiporter activity
Source: RefSeq, a predicted model, not a curated record